This is a messenger RNA of Ochlerotatus camptorhynchus, 2317 nucleotides long. RefSeq lists its product as uncharacterized. Lineage: Eukaryota; Metazoa; Arthropoda; Insecta; Diptera; Culicidae. Gene Ontology annotation, molecular function: serine-type endopeptidase activity. Bases 17 to 2296 code for a protein of 759 amino acids. Gene Ontology annotation, biological process: proteolysis. The transcript is spliced from 6 exons. The record is from RefSeq and is a predicted model, not a curated record.
GGAUAGUACGAACGCGAUGGAGGCUGCAAUGAGAGUUUCGUCUCGAAAAACUGUUCUCUUAUUUGGAAUUAUCAAUUUGCUUCUUCCAAAUGGGGCAUUUUCAAAUAAAACCUCUAUGUUUCCGCAAGAUUUUCCCAAUCAGCCGUGUGAUCUAGCUAAUGGUAAGGAAGGUGUGUGCGUAUAUGGAUAUCUCUGUCAUGAUAGCAUAAUUAACAUCGAUGGAAAUGGCGUAAUUGAUUUGCGAUUCUCGGAUGUCUGUGAAGAUUAUUUCUUGAAGUGCUGUUCAAAGGAAACGCCAUGUUUGGAAAAUACAGGAACAUGUGUUCCAGCUAGUAAUUGUGGUGCCAACCUGGAUGAGCACAAUAACAAGAAAUUCAAACAAACCGAUGAAUGUGAUUGGAGUGGUUACAAAUGUUGUCCAAACGACAAAAUUGGAAAGAGUAAAGAGUCAAACCAAACUGAUAAGGAAAGAUGCGAUUUGGAUAGUCUUUGCGUACCACACGAUCAAUGUAAAGUAAAUCCCGAUGGUGACGGUUUAUUGGAAUCUAGAUCAUCAGAUUGUAGUUCUCCUGGAUACACGUGUUGUCCUGAAAGCAUGAUUAAGGCGCCAUCGACAGUAUCUAGUGACGUUCAGAUCAAUUCAAUCGAACAGUACGAAGCAUGCGAUGAUCACACUGUUUGUGUAUCAGAUGAUCAAUGUUUGGUUAAACCUGACGGUGUUAAUAUAAUACAAAAGCGGGUAUCGGUUUGUAGUGGAAGGAAUCAGACCUGCUGUCCCAGGGACAAAGUAAAGGGUACUGAUCCAUGCAGUGAAGUUGGUGGUACUUGCAUACAGGGGAAUUCAUGUCCAAAUUCUUCUUCUUUGCAAAUGGAUUUAAGAAUUUCGCAAUGCGAAGAAUCAGGAUAUGUAUGCUGCAUGCAAGAUUCAACAGAUGGGAGAGAUCAAUUCAUUAACAAGACAUGUUCUGGAGGAAGCGGAAAAUGUACUCCAAAAAAGCAGUGUAGGGGAACUACAUACAGAGACCGAAAUAAGGAAUGUGGAGGUCUAGCAUGUUGUGCAACGCUUCCAACUACAACUCCGAGUACAAGCGUUUUCACCAGAACCACUCGUAAACCUGUGGAUAUUGGAAAUGAAGGAAAGGCAUGUUACAAUAGAAAAGGGUCGUGUAGGAUCGAAGGUUGCCUAGGAAAAAAAUACAGCGAUACAAAUAAUAAUUGUGGAGGUUUAAAUUGUUGUGCAGAAAUCCAAUUCGAACUAGAAACAGAGCCUCCGGUUGAUCCAGUUCCAUGUAAUUCUAUUGGUGGAAAAUGUAUGCUGGAUGGAAAUUGUCAUAAGAAAACUGAUUUCCCAGCUUACGACUGUGAACAAAAUGAAGUAUGUUGUUUAACUACUGCACAGGGAGUGGAGGGAGGUUCCGGGUCAGAUGAACUUAUAAAAGAUUGCGGAUAUCGGAAUGAGAACGGAGUAAAGUUCGGAACGACCGGUCGUGAGGAUGGUGAAUCGCAGUUCGGUGAGUUCCCUUGGAUGGUUGCCAUUAUGGUCAAUGAAAAGGGUAAGGUUAGAUUUACCUGUGGUGGCUCACUGAUCGAUCCAGAAAUAGUGCUAACUUCCGCCGAAUGUGUUAAAUCGUUCAGAAGGACACCAGACAAGUUGAUUGUUCGUGCUGGUGAAUGGGACAUGGGCAGCACCAGAGAACCGAUUCCCCAUGAAGAACGCCGGGUGACCAAGAUCAAAAGUCAUCCCGAUUUUAAAGCCAGUACUUUGGUUAACAAUAUUGCUCUAUUGUUCUUGGAUGACAAGUUUGAUCAAGGCUCAACAAUAAACACCGUUUGUCUUCCUCCUCAGAACUUUGUCAUCGAUAACGGUGAAGUUAUUGCUACUGGCUGGGGUUCCACUCCACAGGAUCGCACAAACUAUCAACAAAUUCUCAAGAGCAUCGACUUGCAGUACGUCCAACGAUCUGAAUGUGAACGAGUUCUUCGCAAGGGUACGAAAAAUCGUAGCUUCAAAUUACAUCGCAGCUUCAUUUGUGCAGGGGGUGUGGCUGGUUUUGACACGUGUAUAGGGGAUGCAGGAUCACCGAUAGUGCAUCUAGUUCCACAUGAUUUUGAAUUUCGUUAUUACGCCGUUGGUAUGGUGUCCUGGGGCGUAGGAUGCGGUAGGGCUGGCAUGCCUGCCGCUUACACUGACAUCGCAUUCUUUAGGGACUGGAUUGAUAAUGAAAUGGAGCAGGAAGGUUUGCAUGCUCAUUAUUACACAUACACCAAACAAGAAGAAGACGAGGAUGAACAAUAAGAUUAUACGCAAUUAUUUACU